Messenger RNA from Patella vulgata (common limpet), 3278 nucleotides. Its product is annotated as pleckstrin. Gene Ontology annotation, biological process: actin cytoskeleton organization; intracellular signal transduction. Gene Ontology annotation, cellular component: plasma membrane. Bases 94 to 1221 code for a protein of 375 amino acids. NCBI's taxonomy places the organism in Eukaryota, Metazoa, Mollusca, Gastropoda, Patellidae. The transcript has 10 exons. The record is from RefSeq and is a predicted model, not a curated record.
CCCCUUUUAAAGCGGACAACCGGAAGUCGUAUCUUUAAAGAAAACAAGGAAGAUGACGGCUUGUUGACAUGUGUGACUUGUUGAGAAGAAAAGAUGGACAAAGAAAAUCUUACUUUGCGAACUGGUUUUGUUCUAUCGCAGAAUCCCAGUAAAAGAUGGAAAGUACGAUGGUUUACAUUAGAAGAGGAAAUAUUAUCAUGUUAUCAUAAAUCCAAGAAGAAUGUAAUGAUAGAAACAUUUCCUUUAAAAGGUUGUGCUAUUGUUUGUCCAUGUUUAGAUGAACCAGGGUUAAAUCCUCAGUGUCUAGUGAAAAUAUGUAUGCCUACAGGAGAGGAGUUAUUACUACUGGCUGCUGGACAAGAAGAUAGAGAUGGUUGGGCUCAUGCUAUAAGUGCUGUUAUACGCUCAUUAACUUCAUCAGAAGAGAAAUCUCCUCAUAAGAUGCCUUUUAAAGAUUUUAGAGCCUAUGCAAAUGUGAGUGAAAUUAUUGGAGCAAUUCAAGAACCAGGAGCUGGUAUUGAAACAUCUUCACAUGUUAGAGGCAGCAAUGUUUAUAAAAACUGUUUUAAAGGUAGUGAUGUAGUUGAUUGGUUAAUGAGAUGGUCAAUUGUUCGUAAUCGAGGUAAUGGUGCUGCCAUGGCACAAACUCUACUAAAAUUAGGACAUUUUCAGGAAGUAGAUAUGAAAGAUGGUAGUGAUGGUGUUAGUCAGAAGUUUAAUGAUAAUGAUAAACUCUACAGAUUUACAUCUAUUAAUCUGGGAGCUAAGAGAAAUAGUUACUAUGAUAGUACAGACAGUGAAUCAAGUUCUUCUGAGGAAGAAGAGGAAACAGACAAAGAUGAACAAAAAACAGAAAGAUUAAGGAAAGGAAAAAUUUUAAAGGAGUCUUUUCUUUUGAAAAAGAGAAAUUUAAGAAAAGGUUGGAGAGUAAUUAAAGCUACAUUAAAAGAUAGCCCUUUACAUAUACAAUACCAAAAGGCAGCUGAUUCUGUGUUGAUGAGUCCAGUUAAAUCAAGUAAAGUAUUUUAUCUAGAUGAUAGUACCAUAACAGAAACAGUCAAACCUGCUACAGAAAAAGCAGGUGGUUCAAAGUAUAAAAGUGCCCGAUAUAGAGUUAGUAUCCGUAAUAGUAAAGGUAAAUGUAUAACACUACAGUAUAAAGAUGAACAAGAGAAAUAUGAAUGGUUGCCUUUCCUACAGACAAGCUCCAAAACUCCAUAAUUUCUACUGAAUUUAAUAUUAAACAACCUGCCAUUAGUUUUUAGGUUGUAACCAUGGUUUGUUAACUUGUUUUUAUAUGGUAUAUUGGUAAAUGUAUUUUACACUUCAUUAUUACGUUAUACAUGUAGAAUGAACAAAUUGUUUAAAUUUUGCAUUUUACAAUUAUGUAUUUUGAAAAUUGAGAUUUAUAUCAUUUUUGAAUCCUGCAUUAUGGGAUGUUUAAUUAUCCUCGGUAUUCCCAUGGGGGAAACACAUAGUCAAAUUAUCCACCCUUGAUAUUUGUGCUAUUUUUAUUGACCAAUCAAAAAAUUCCAUAAAGAUAAAGAGAGUGGGCAAAGAGAGGUAACUCACAUUUUGUUGAAACUAAGAUCGCGGAAUCAUUGUAAACUUUGUCAAAAUACUUUAAGACAUCUUUUUGUGUGCAUGUCAAUUCUUUAACAUUAAAUUUCUUUCAAAGUUUCUUAUAAUCAAAUUUACAAACUGCUGUAUUGAGGUGAACAUAAACAGUGAUGCUAAGACUGGUAUUGUAAUCUGUUUUUUGAUUGGUUCGUAGACACAACCUAUGUGGCCAAUGAAAUCAUCAAGGGCAGAUAAUUUGAAUACCCCGUAAAUGGACCCAGGGAUCAAUGGAGUAGAUCAGAAUGAUACCACUGGAGAUACCGAGGAUGAUGUUAAAUUGAAAGACUACAUUUAUUUUUGGUCUUUUUCUACAAACUAGUCAGUUUUACUAUUUUCUAUGCAAACCUAAUCUAUAUAAAACUGUAAACAAGGUUGUGUAUAUAGAUAUGAAAUUUGCCAGUUUAGUUAUAAGACUCAUGUUUUAAGAACAGUAUUUACUUUAGAUUGUUUUUUAACAUAGUUUUAUAUGUUAUUAUUUUAUGACAGGAUAUAUUCAACUGAAUGAAUACUUCAACAGAUUAUUUGUCAGGAAUGAUAACUUGUAAAAUUGAUCAGAAUAUCUACAAUUUAUAUGCCUUGCAUCUAUGCAUGAUCAGCUAACAGGUAGCGAAACAACUGCUGAUUUUUCCACAUACAGAUCAAGUUAAAAUAUUUUCAAAAUGGAAACGUAACUGACAUAAAGAAAAAUGUUGCUUUGUUUUUUGGGCCAAUGUUCCCUAGAUGUUGGUAAUAAAACUGCUGAUCUGUUGCCACUAUUAUUGUUUUCUUAUUUUUUUUAUGUCAGUUUUCUCUGUUUAUAAGUUGUUGUUUUUUUUUUUGUUAAGAGUUUACCUUUUGUUAUUUUUUUUUUCUUUUAUUAACAAACCACCAAAUAGAGAGAGAGAUUUUGAUCGAGAUUCAAAAUUUUUAUGUGAUUUCAAAGAUAUUUGAAUCAUUUCAUUGUUUAAUUAAAAGAAAUAUGAUUUCUUGUCAUGUGGAAUAUUUUAUAUAUACUUUUUAAUAUGCAUGUUUUUAUUUAGGUUGAUUAGAGAAAUUUCAGUGAUAAACUCUACACUGAUCAUUAAUUAUGUCAACUGGAUAUUUUCAAUGGUAGUACUUUAAUUAGUAUUACCCUGUUAAACAUGGUUUAUAUAGGGAAAGAUCUGGCUCAAACUUACACCACAGUGGUGUAGCUGAAAGAUGCCCUCACCCUAUUGCAGAACUCACUUGUACCAAAGAAUAUCUGUCCAAUUAUGGACAGACUUGUUCGAUCCCUGCAUUGGACGAGAAAGUCCAUCGUGAAUUUCUGGUGUGGUUGAAUCCGGACUUACCACUGUUAUACUAGAAUUACCUGUAUUCAUCAUGCUAUAAAGAUAAAAUUGAACAUGCUAAGAUGUGGAAAACAUUCAUCCUCUCUUGGGAUAAUGAUAGAUUCUUUUAAUAGUCAUUUUGUUUUGAAACUAUAUCAGAGGCACAGGAGCUAUUUAUAUUUAAAAUGGGAAUCAUUUUAACCAAAAAUAAACAACUUAAAGUCUUCCGAUGUUUUUAAAUGAAUAUAAUGUAAAUUAUCAUAAAUUAUGUCAUAUUCUAAUAUUAAAUGUUCAUUCAUUAGUCAUGUAUGUAUAUACUCUCUUAUCUAGUUAUUCUGUUAGACAUAAAACUUGUUUUUUUAAAAUUUA